Botrytis porri is the source of this 2043-nucleotide messenger RNA. RefSeq lists its product as uncharacterized. The record is from RefSeq and is a predicted model, not a curated record. The transcript has 6 exons. The coding region runs from base 1 to 2043 and encodes 680 amino acids. Lineage: Eukaryota; Fungi; Ascomycota; Leotiomycetes; Helotiales; Sclerotiniaceae.
AUGUCUUCAAACAAGCUCGCGACUUAUGAGAGUCAUAACGCCGCCGCCUGGUGUGCGGAAUCGGAGGCGGGCGACGCCGAAGAAGUACCCAUCCCGACAACUGUCGGAGUUAGAGCUCCUGUUAUCCGACAGGAAUUUUCUAGAUCGGCUUCGGUAAUCAGAGGAACCGACACCGGUGGAGGUGGUCGCGGUCGUAGCAUUAACAAUGCUACCCGUGGACGUGGUCGUAGGAUCGAUGUCAAUGUUCGUGGACGCGGGCGUGGAACAAUUGAUCGUGGUAGCGGCCGAAAUGGCAGCCACCGCGGUGGCGGAGUCACUCGAGGUGACUCGAGGGGCAAUGCUGGUCGUGGCGGGCACCAAUCCGUAUCCACGGGACGUGGUAACGGACGAUUGGUCGAGAAUGCUCCUCGGGGAGGACAUUCUCGCGAUGGUACUGGCUCUUCUGGCCAUGUACCUUCAGAUAACCAUCGUGCCGACCAGGAACUACCUCGCCGUCCGGUUAAGAAAGACAGAGAGCCAGGUCUCCAUUCAAGCACUGCUUGGGCCGUCCCAGCUGGUCUCAUGACUGAAGCAAAGAAAUUGCAACUUGAGAAUGACCGAAGCUCGCGCACCAACACAGCACGUUUCCUGAAGAAGCCUGCUGAUGGAGAGGUAUUCUCAGCCAUCGGAUUCUAUCAAUGGCCAGUGAGAGGAGUAGACCCAGGGCUUUUAUUUGGCGAACAACUGAAGGACCUUGACCAUUUAAAGACCAGUUGGAAAGUCUUUAUCCAGUGGAAUCGUGCCCGCCGCUGGCUAGUAAUCUCUGCCGUGUCACCGUCCAGUGAAGCCACCAUCAUUGAAGUCAUCAAAGGUAUUCGACAAGCUGCUGAUAGUGCUCUUACUCGAGCCAACAUGGAAGAAACUGUUUUCAUUGUUGUACCGCCCCGAUAUUCUACUCAGUCUACUCUCCUCAAAGCAUCUAUCAGCUUUGAAGGCCAAAGACAUGUCUCUGAGAUCAAGUUUUCUAAGAUUUCUUCCAAUGAAGAGUUGAAGAGACAGAGCCCCCGCCGCUCGUUAAAAGUGGAAGCCACCGUCGAGCAGUUCCGUGAAAAGUUGAGCGAUCAUCUCAACGAGCUCACUCGUCUCAAUGACCGCAUGCAGAUGCGAGUACAUUUUGGAGAACUACAUCUCACACGCUGGCAAACAGUCCUGACUGAUGGCCAACAAGAUUGGGAUGCUUUCAGGAAGAUGAUGGCUCGUAAAGGAAUUAGGGGCGUAUUCGAAAAAGCUGUUGAUCCUCGAGCUGUCAUUCACAUGAUGGCCGAUGUGAAGUCAAAACUUGACAAGUUCAUGGUUUGGAAUAGCACGGACUACGACUUGCAGGACGUGAAGCCAAAAUUUGCUGCGAUCCUCGCCGUACAAAAUUCAUCAGGCCAGAUGUUCCAGAUUGAGGCAGACAUUGACACGGUUUAUGGCGGAUACCAAUGUGGUGUAGUCAAAGUUGUUGAGGAAGAACGUCGCAACAAGUGCGUGGAGAUUGUGACUAUUGACAUUGAACAAGUUGAUUGGACCAUUGAAAUCAUCAGUGAGACAGCCGGCACCGUAGUCGAUAGCUCGUUUCAAGACUUGGUUCAAAGUUGCUUGCAACCAUACGUUCGUACGGGAUUAAAUACUCGAAGAAUGGAGGAGCGUAAAGACAAGUAUGGAUUCGUAUAUCCUAGAAUUACUCCCCGUGUUCAGGCUGGUCUACGUGUCGAGAAGGUUACACUUCAGAGCAUCUAUAGGUUCAAGACUCAAAAGGGUGGCUACUGCCUUGAAUUCACCAUCAACAGAAACUGGAAUGGUUUGAGCACUGUAGCAGAGCCAGAUAUCUGUGCCGGAGUCACAGUUUUCCAUGAUCUUUGGGAUACAGAUAUGGAGGCGAAUGAUCACACUACGAUGGAGCGCGACUGGCAGAGGGAUAUGAGUAACUUCUUUCCAGCUGGGGGAUGUGAAGCUUUUGUCGAAGAGCUCGAUGAACUCCUCUUGAGUUUCCAUCAAUCAAUGAACGAAAGCAGAGCCUAA